Penicillium salamii is the source of this 2670-nucleotide messenger RNA. The record is from the annotation of a GenBank genome assembly. NCBI's taxonomy places the organism in Eukaryota, Fungi, Ascomycota, Eurotiomycetes, Eurotiales, Aspergillaceae.
AUGCUUGUUUUCCUUUCUUCCCCAUCACACAAAAUGAAAGAGAAAGACAUGUCGUAUUCGGAGACGACUCCUCUGCUGGAGGUCGGUGUCGCUCCUCGGCGGCAUAGAUAUCCGCAUCACGCCCUUCGUCGAGCUUGUACUAUCUCCCUUGCCGCGCUGCUAUCUGUAGCGACCGUACUCUUCCUGAUUCCCACCGCCAUCCUACCUCGAGAGAGUGGCUCGGUCUGGUCUUAUCUCCCAUGGUCCCAACCAAUUCCACAUGAAGCAUGGCCAGAGAGCUAUGGCCUUCCUUAUGAUCAGCUCCAGCAGAUCCUCCUCAAUGUUCCGUCCGCGGAGAAGGCCCGAGAGUGGAGCAAAUACUAUACAGCGGGACCGCACCUGGGCGGCAAGAACCUGUCACAGGCACUUUGGACUUUGAACAAAUGGAAGGAGUUCGGUGUGGAGGAUGCUAACCUCGCAACGUACGAUAUUUAUUUGAACUAUCCGUUGGAUCACCGUCUGGCUUUGCUGAAGACCUCGGACGAUAAGACCGAAGUCACCUUCGAGGCUACCUUGGAAGAGGAUGUUCUCGAAGAAGAUCCCACUUCUAGCUUGGAAGAUCGGGUGCCAGCCUUCCAUGGUUAUUCUGCUACUGGCAAUGCCACUGCUCAGUAUGUGUAUGUCAACUUUGGUACAUUCAAGGACUUUGAGGACCUCGUCAAUGCCAACGUCACACUCGAGGGCAAGAUCGCCAUUGCCAAGUACGGUCGUAUCUUCCGUGGUUUGAAGGUCAAACGUGCACAAGAACUCGGAAUGGUCGGUGUCCUUAUCUACAGUGAUCCGCAGGAAGAUGGUGAGAUCACCGAAGAAAACGGGUAUGAAGCUUAUCCAAACGGACCGGCCCGCAACCCCAGUGCUAUCCAGCGAGGAAGUACUCAAUUUUUGAGUAAGUCCCUCUUUUUAUUACAUAUCCAUUUCAUUGCAAAGCUGAUUGUUGGACCAGGCUUGCUCCCCGGUGAUCCCACCACACCAGGGUAUCCAUCUAAGCCCGGAUGUGAGCGUCAAGAGCCAACCUCCAUUCCCUCCAUUCCAUCCCUUCCCAUCUCCUACAAGGAGGUCUUGCCAUUUUUGAAGGCUUUGAAUGGCCACGGCCCCAAGGCGUCCGACUUCAACAAGUGGUGGCAGGGUGGUGGUCUCGGUCACAAGGGUGUCGAGUAUAACAUUGGACCCUCUCCCGAAGAUGUGGUGAUCAAUCUCCACAACCACCAGGAGUAUGUGACGACCCCAUUGUGGAAUGUCAUCGGUACCAUCAAGGGCCACAUUCCCGAUGAGGUCGUCAUCCUUGGAAACCACCGUGAUGCAUGGAUUGCCGGCGGCGCCGGCGACCCUAACAGUGGAUCUGCUGCUCUGAACGAAGUGGUCCGUAGCUUUGGCGAAGCCCUCAAGGCAGGAUGGAAGCCAUUGCGCACAGUUGUAUUUGCCAGCUGGGACGGCGAAGAGUAUGGCUUGCUUGGAUCCACUGAAUGGGUCGAAGAAUAUCUUCCCUGGCUUUCCAAGGCUAACGUUGCCUAUCUGAAUGUUGACGUUGCUGCUGCCGGUACUCAUUUUGAACCUCGCGCAAGCCCGCUGCUGAACAAGGUCAUCCACGAUGUCGCCAGCUUGGUGCAGUCCCCGAACCAAACCGUACGCGGUCAGACCAUUGGUGAUGUCUGGGACGGCAAGAUCUCAACUAUGGGCAGUGGAAGUGACUUCACUGCCUUCCAGGACUAUGCCGGUGUCGCCUCUCUGGACUUCGGGUUUGGCCGUGGUAAGAACGACCCCGUCUACCACUACCACUCGAACUACGACAGUUUCGCCUGGAUGGAGAAAUACGGCGACAAAGAUUUCUUGUACCACCAAGCAACCACCAAGCUCUGGGCCUUGGCAGCUGCACAGCUUGUCGAGUCUCCCAUUCUCGCCUUGAACGCCACAGACUACGCUUUCGGUCUAGAAACUUAUCUAGACCGCAUCAAGCCAACAGCUGAUAACCUCCCUAAGCACACCCAUUUCAACUGGGCACCUCUUGAAAGGGCGAUUCUUGAAUUCCAGGAGUCUGCUCAAGCCUUCGAUGCCCGCGCCCUUGAUCUCAAGUCCCAGCUUGGCGACGACGUGCCUUGGUACCACUGGUGGAAGAAGGUGAGAUUGUGGUUCCAGAUCCGCGCUGCCAACGCGAAGUAUAAGGGCAUUGAACGGGCCUUCCUUUACCAGCCCGGUCUCGAUGGUCGUGAUUGGUUCAAGCAUGUUGUCUUUGCGCCGGGUAUUUGGACUGGCUACUCGGGUGCUACGUACCCUGGUAUCGUUGAGAGUCUUGAAGCCGCAGACGUGGAAAAUGCCAACGCACCCGUUACAUCCGCGCUCGUCCUCUCCCUCUUGACCUCCCUCGGCGGCGCAAUCGGCUAUGCCCGCACCGGCUCAGUCCCCUCCAUUGCAGCCGGUCUCUCCGUAGGCCUCGUUUACCUCCUAUCAUUCAUCCGACUGCGCAGUGGGCAGAGCUACGGCGAAGAAUUGGGUUUGCUGGCAUCUGCAGUUCUGGGAGGCAGCUCUAUUCCGCGUGUCAUCAAGACAGGCGGAAAGCCUGUUCCUCUGGGCUUGUCUGUGCUUGCGGUUUAUGGACUCUGGGUCUUUGGACUUGCGUAUAAGGAGCGGAGGUAG